Zerene cesonia (dogface butterfly) is the source of this 5322-nucleotide messenger RNA. It is a transcript of the gene TDRD12, whose product is annotated as putative ATP-dependent RNA helicase TDRD12. Bases 156 to 5240 code for a protein of 1694 amino acids. Lineage: Eukaryota; Metazoa; Arthropoda; Insecta; Lepidoptera; Pieridae. Gene Ontology annotation, biological process: transposable element silencing; germ-line stem cell division. Gene Ontology annotation, molecular function: nucleic acid binding; ATP binding. The record is from RefSeq and is a predicted model, not a curated record. The transcript is spliced from 4 exons.
AAGUCUGAACUAGCCGGCAACCGCUUUAUUUAAAGUUGCACACACUACAUAAUUUAUAAUCGGAGUUGGAAUUAAGUUUUAUACCUGAACCGUUUGGCUAAUAUCCCUCGGAUGUCCUUUAUUACUAUAUUUUAUGUUGAAAACAAAUUACAGCAAUGCCAUCAGAUAUUUACCAAAUUGACAUUAUACACUACCUUAAUCCCUACUUUAUAUGGGUCGAGGUUGUGGAUACAGUAGAUGAUAAGAAAGCACUGGAGCAAAUUGGUAUAUAUGGCCUCUUGGCACAUGAAAUUACCAUUGAUUUAGAAAGAAAUGAGCUGGUCGAUAUAUCGUGCCGUGAAUGGGCGCCGGCGACUGCCAAUUUGAUGCAGGAGUUUUUUCUGAGCGCUAGAGAGACGUGGUUUAGCCCAACAUACAUCGAUAGAAGGAGCUCUAUUUUUAAGGAUAACAUUCAUAAAUAUGGAGAAGUAGUCAUCAAAACUCAUGAUGGUGAAUUGAAAAAGUUAUCCGAAUGGUUAAUAACAACAGGUUUUGCCGAACUAAAUGAUUGUGAAUUCCACAAGCAACUUAUGGCUGGAAAAACACAAUUAAAACUAAACCAAACUCAAAUUGGGAAUAUUUAUUCAUUCAUAGACUCACACUAUUUCAAAAAGGGACAGGAUAUACCAUGUCGAAAAACAAGUUUCUCGUCAUAUCAUGAUGACUUUUUUGAAGUUGAGGAUGGCUUGUCUGCACUAAGCAAUAAUAAGUACCAAAAACUUCUCAGUCUCAUGAAGAAUAAAACAAAAUCCAUAGAGGAUGUAGACAAUGAAGAAGAGUCUAUGGGUAGAGCUUGUCGCAGAUUAAAAAUUAAUGACUCCCAUGACAAGCCUCCUUAUAAUGUUAUUAAGAAUUAUUUUGAUAGACUUUCGAGUUCUAAGAGUUCUGGUUCAGAUGUUUCGUUCUGUAGCGAUAAGAAUAAUUUUAAGAAAGAUGAAGUGGAUGUUGUACUAGAAAAACAAAAGAUAAAGCAAGAUGUUUCCAAAGAAAUUGACAACCAAGUGCCAAUGACAGCAUUGCAAAAAAAGUUCCAUUUACUGAAAAAACUCUCGCGUAAAACAACAAGCAAAAAUGAUACGGGAAAUAUGGCUUUAGCUGAUCAAAAUACAAAUGCAACUUCAGCUGAAAAUGGAAGACUAGCAACUAAUUUAGAAGACACAAAGAAAUCUAUUGAAGAAAUUUCGUCAAGUAGAAAAAAUUUAACAAACAAGAUGAUGCAUAAAGACAAACUUAAUCAAGACUUAGUUUCAAAUAAAGAAGAGAAAGAAGAAAAGAAUAUAGAAAAGAAACAAGCACCCACAUCAGCAUUACAAAGAAAGCUGCAAAUUUAUAAGAAGCUAUCAAGCAAACCUGCAUCAAAUGACGACACCGCCAGCAAAGGUACAUUAUCCGAUGAUGAAGUCAAUGACAUUAUAGAAAAAAUAAACAUUGCAUAUCCGAAAAAUGAUAAAAAGAAACUGGUUAAGGAAGUAGAAGAUGAUACAAACAAUUUAGAUUUCGAUAACGGAGUGGAAAACAUAGGUUCAUACAUGUGUAAUUUUGUUGAAAAAUUAGUCACACCCGUUGUAAUGGUUCAUUCAAAAUUUAAUAAAGUUAUAAAACCAGUUUAUGCUAUGCGAGAUAUACCGUUCAAUCAACACAUACACAUUGUCCUAAAGAAUAUGUCCGUGAAACUGCCGAUGGAUUUGCAAUCUAUUUCCUGGCAAACAAUUUUAAGGGGCCACAGCAUUUUCAUGAUUAGCCCUAAGGAUAGUGGAAAGACUAUGGGUUAUUUGCCUUGCGUAUGCCGUUUGGUCAGUGAUGGUACUCCAGAAAUGGAUAGUUCCGGUCCCAUAUGUAUAGUUGUUUGUGCUACAGCAGAAUCCGUGACUGUAGUUGAGAGAAUUGCUAAAAUGCUUCUCGGUCUACACGAAAAAGUGCUGGCUUGCUACGCUGGCGUUGAUGAAUUGUUUAUUACGACAUCACUCCUGAAUCGUUGCGAUUUGCUAAUUUGUACUCCGCCUGCUCUAGUUAGAAUUCUGCAGGACAGGGACUUUGGUGUGGACUUACGACGUCUUAGGGCUUUUGUGCUUGACGAUUGUGAACGUCUGGAUCAGGCUUAUAAGCAGGAGGUCAAAUUCUUCCACUACAAAAUUAGGGAAGUCGAAAAAACGCGGGCCAAUAAAGAGUUGAAAGUUCAGUACGUUGUUGCUUCGAGGGUUUGGUGCGAUUUCAUGGAGUCGUUAGCGAGAAGAGCUCCCGACUCGGUGAUCAGCAUCGGUUCGUUCACCGAAUGCGUUCUUUAUUCAAAAGCGAGUAUGUCCGUUAGUUUUGUGGGUAGAGAUAAAAAAGUUAAUUCAGUUAUCGAGUUUUUGAAUGACACGGAUAGUUCCAAAAAGCUUGUUAUAGUGUGUCGGCAUAACGACGAUGUUGCGAUUCUAGAAAAGGAAAUGAAAUACCUCGGUCGAUACAUUUUCGUCGGUCAUAAUGAUUUGACUGUCAGUGAAAUGUACAAUUUAGGCGCCGCUUGGAGAGACUAUGAAGUUCCGAUACUCGGACCGAUUCUUAUUUGCACUGAUGAUAGUUUAUCGCAUUUGAACAUAACAGACGCGAAUUAUCUUGUGCAUUAUUCGUUACCGAAUUCAUUUUCCCUGUUCCGGAAACGUUUUUCCGUAUUAAAUGAUAAUUACCCAUCGAUAUUUUCUGCCGAACGAAAAUCUGUAAAGAUAAAAAUACUUCUCGAGGAUGUCGAUACAGAAAAACUUCCGAAGAUUUUAAAUUUCAUCAAACGAUGCACAGAUAACGUUCCACUUUGCUUGGAUGAGUUGAGCAACAAGAUUUUAGCGAAACGAGAUAUAUCCAAAGCCAAGAAGCUUGUUCCAAUUUGUGGAGCGCUUCUAUCGUUAGGCUACUGUCCCGAUUUCUACGAUUGUCUGAAUCGACAUAAAAUUUUGAAAGAGUACGAUGAACCGACUGAUUGGAUCCCAAAACGUGGUACAGUCACUUUCAAAAUUCUUCAUUAUCACACAGCUACGUCAUAUUCUGUCAGACUUUUAACCCAUAUCGAGAAAAGUGAAGAAAUUAAGUUCCCCAAAACAUACAAUACGCUUUCGUUAAAAUUAGGCAUGUAUUAUGGAAAAGCGUCGAAUAGGAAACUUCACGGAAUACCCAAAGUUGGUGAUAUUUGCGCUGUAUCGGUCAAGUACAAUUUGUUUGCUAGAUGUCAAGUUGUUAAAAUUUUAAGUACGUACCAAAGAGGGAAUCCGAAUUAUGUACUGAUUAAUUUAUUAGACGAAGAAAGAUAUGAACGGUCUAGGGAUAUAUAUCUGUAUCAUUUACCAAAAGAAUUCAAAGAAAUCAAAACAUAUGUAGUACAAGUGCGUUUAGCUAAUGUGCAACCUAAAGACAGGGAUGUGACAUUCUCGAAUUUAGCAAAAGAUCAUGUCAAAAAUUUAGUCAAUGCUGAAGAGGAUAUUUAUGUAAGAAGUAAUAUAGUGGGUGUGAUUGGAAACUGUAUAUUUGUUGACACAUUAGAAGCAUGUCAAGAAUUAUCGUCUCUCGAUGAAAUUGUUGUUAAGCACAACUUAAAACGCGAAUUACUAGAAAAGCAUGCGGAAGACAAUCCCGAUCAUAUUACUAAGCUGAAGGAGUUAUGCCUCGAGAAUGAUUAUACAAUGAUCGUGGAGAAGGAAGUUGUUGUUGAAUUAAAGAAAUCUACGAAAAAAGUUGUCGUCGAUUGGGCUCAUUUAGAUAAAGACGAAGUUACAGGGGUGUAUGUUUCUUCUAUAAUAAGUCCAGAUCAAUUCUUUGUACGAUUGGCUAAAUUCGAACCGUGCAUGAAACUUUUAUUAAUGGACAUUAAAAAACAUAUCGAAGGCGAACUUGAACCGUUCGACAAUAUACAAGUAGGUGAUAUUGUUAUCACCAAAUUUCCGGAAGAUGAUACUUACGAGAGAGCUAGAGUUGAUGGUAUCGAAAAAGACACAGUAAAGUGUUUCUUUGUGGAUCAAGGAGAUUGGGAAAUAGUGGCUUUGAAAGACGUUUAUCCUAUAACAAAUAAACUCAUUAGUCAAUUGCCCUUCCAAUCCAUUGAAUGCCGUCUAAUAGGCAUCAAAUCUCCCGGCAAUACUUGGACCGAUUUCUGCAUCAAUUGGCUAUCCAAUUAUUCCGAGGAGGGAACAAAACAUUUGUACGCUAAAUAUUUCCUCAAAGAACCCGCUGAAAUAACGGGUGCAAAUAAAUACGCUAUUGCCUUAAUUGAUACAAAUACUGAGGAUGAUGUUAUCGUCAACCAAUUAAUGGUAGACCUCAAUCUUGCUCAGAAAGUUGAGGAAGAAAUAACGUACUUAGAUAGUGUUAUAGCUGCGCAACCAGGAGAAUCCGAAGUAAAUGAUAAAGAAGAAUGGACAGAAUUAUCUAAAAGUACAGGUAGUAGUGUAAAAAGUGAGGACUUCCAAAAAGUUUCUCUAUCAAAGGUGUUCCUUCCUUUGCCAAAGCGCUCCGUCCCUUUAGUUGACUCUGAUUGUGAAUCAGAUUCAUCAGACAAAUGGGAAGUCUUUAAUCCUAAAGAUUUAUUGGCUACUUUUGUGCCGCAAAUACAGGCUAUGGCAAAUACGAGUCCUGAGUUACCUACUAUUUCCCCUAAUAACUUAAAAACUGACCUAGUAGAAAGUUCUAACGAACGGACUCCAGCGAGGGCAAACGAUUUAGACUCUGAUGAUACCAUGACGGACACACCUGGCAAUUCAUCAUUAAACGAAAAUAAUUUGACAAUCAUCGAUCAAACUCGAAAGCCAAAACUGAUUUGGCGACAGAAUAAAACAUCAGUAAGCAUUAAGAUACAGUUAAUAGGUAUUGAGAGAUACGAACUUGUAAUCGAAGAUAGAUCAUUAAAAUUUAAAGGGUUCAUUCACGAUACCAACUACAGUUUUAAUUUUGAUUUAUACGCGGUCGUUGAAAAGAACAAAUGUUCGCAUUCCAACAAGGGACAGUAUAUUUUGGUGAAACUGGCAAAAGUUUUACAUAAAAACUGGAUGACGCUAACAAAGGACCCUGAAAUUAAGAAAUGGAUCGUUUAUGACGUUGAUGGGCUAGAAGCGUCGUCUGAUGAAGAGGUUCUUGAUGAUUCUUUGGUCAAAAUUGCCAAGGAAAUGCACUAUAAGCAUGAAUCUGAGAGCGAUGAUGAUGAUUUUGUUGAUGAUGUAAAUUAUAGAUAUAAGUAAUUGGAAGGCCAUGCGUUCUCUUAAUAUACUUCGUAAAAUUGGCGGAGGUUCUCAAUUCGAAUUCUUAGUUUUUAGGAUCAUU